GCCAUUCCUUGAUUAAGAUAAAUACAUAAGAUUCUCUGAUUCUCCGUUCACAUACCGAGUCGAGAUAUGAAGAAUUUUCACUUUUCCGCGAUUGAGGAUUGAAGUUUGUGCUUAAUUUGUUUAAGUACCUAUCACAACCAAAGAGCGCACGUUGUACGAAGGCAUGACUCGCAAACGAAGGAACCAUGGUAGGUCGAAGAAAGGCCGAGGUCACGUUGGCUUCAUACGUUGCACAAAUUGUGGUCGAGCAUGUCCAAAAGAUAAAUCUGUAUGGAAACUAGUAACACGAAGUAUGGUAGAAGCCGCUGCCGUUAAAGAUUUGGAAGAUGCGUCAGUGUAUGGCAAAAACUAUGCCGUUCCCAAAUUGUACGUCAAACUCCAAUACUGUAUCAGUUGUGCCAUCCACAGCAAAGUUCUUCGAAAUCGCAGUCGGGAAUCAAGGCGUCUCAGAAGGAUUUUAGUUAAACCCCGAGUUAAGUUCUCACGACCUGUUGCUCCUAGAGCAUGAUUGCAUAAAUAAACUAUUAUCCAUUGGACUUCGCCUUAUGAUUUUUGUCGAAACAGCACAGACAUGUGCAGUAAAAGUAUUGUGUUGGUCGGCCAUAAGUUACUCCUAUUAUUCCUGGCAUGAAUACUUGUGCGUUAUUCGGUUUAGUUAAUUUCAAAAUCCACAAUCGUUUUCUCGAGUGCACUUUUUUGAUUUACUUAAACAGUUAUCCGAUUGUAUUCGUCUUGCAAAUACUUUGUUCAUUAGGGUGGGUGUUUAGUUACAAUUCACGCCUGCAUUAUAAGAGCGGAUGUAUGCACCAGGCCGGUUUGUGUAUGGCAGAACUUACCUCAAUGCGGCUGCUAAAUCAGGUCUCAUAUGAUUCAGUCUCGCUGAUAAGUCGGGGUCUGAAUCGGUACACAUGAUGACUGACGAGUUAGAACCUAGGCAAUAAUAUGGUGAGUCUAUUAUCGCUGGUUGCUUCAGUUUACGUCUAAGAAGUAACAGUUCAGAUGUCGUGAAACAUAUUAGCCGCAAAGAUAAGAUGCCUGUCGGAGACUAUCCUGUUUGGUACGCCUUGCCUAGCCAGUUUAGUUCUGGAUGGUUAUGUAAAACUGCGUUUGUACUUAAAUAUUGCUGAGCAACUUGAGGGCGGUAAUUUAUGUACGAAUGCUGUUUCCUGCGGUUGUAUUAAUAUAAUGAAUUACUUUCCUUAUUGAGUCCAAUGCGCCUCGUUAUCGCGAAUUACACUCAAUGGUGACAAGUAUAUAACCAAUAAUAAAAUCUCGGACGGACUCAAUGAAGUUAUUUUGCGUUUAUUAUUUCAGUGAAAUUCCGCAGUCGCAACAUAAUCUGCCGCGUGUUUCUGUUGGACAUAGAAUCCAUAGGCACCUUAAUGUUGGAAAUCAACAUCCCCAAUACUCAAGGUGUUCUGUUACGUCCAAAUCCGAACUAUACGGAGCAUUAGUUUAUCGGAUGCUUGGGUUUGAAUGUGAUCCAGCAAGCAAUUAUAAUUAUUUAUAGUAUUAUAGGUAUGUCCAUUCACGAGCCCCCAAAUGCCCUGGUACG
Molecule: messenger RNA, 1555 nt
Organism: Schistosoma rodhaini
Lineage: Eukaryota; Metazoa; Platyhelminthes; Trematoda; Strigeidida; Schistosomatidae
Source: the annotation of a GenBank genome assembly